Molecule: messenger RNA, 1131 nt
Organism: Nerophis lumbriciformis (worm pipefish)
Lineage: Eukaryota; Metazoa; Chordata; Actinopteri; Syngnathiformes; Syngnathidae
Source: RefSeq, a predicted model, not a curated record
AUGCUUGAACCCGGAAGUGACAGUGUUUUCUCAAAACACGUGCGAAUAACGCUGUUCCCGUCCCGCUCCAACAUGGCCACAACUACUUGUAACGUGGACGAGCUCCUCGCCCAAGCGGAGCGCGAUGAGGCGGAGAAGCUCCGCAGUAUCGCCGUGGACAAGGAGCUAGAGCUGGACUUCGAUUUGGGUAACCUGUUGGCAUGCGACAAGAACCGCGUGGAGCGUCGCAAUUUGGCCGAGGAGAAGGACGAGUUUCUCCGCUCGCUAGCCCGCGAUAACACGCAGCUUCUUAUCAACGAGCUGUGGAAGCUUCCCACGGAGAGGCUCCAGGAGGCCGUGGUCGCCAAACUACCCGAGCCGACGACCUCCUUACCCCGGGAAAAGCCACCGCCCAAGCCCAAACCUCCGACGAAGUGGGAGCAAUUCGCCAAGCUAAAAGGCAUCCAAAAGAAGAAGAAGACCAACUUGGUGUGGGACGAGACGGCCAAAGAGUGGCGGCGACGCUGGGGCUACAAGCGAGCCAAGGACGACACCAAGGAGUGGCUGAUCGAGGUCCCGGAAACCGCCGACCCCAACGAAGACCAGUUUGCGAAACGCGUGGCGGCCAAGAAGGAGCGGGUUGCCAAGAACGAGUUCAACCGGCUGCGCAACAUCGCCCGCGCGCAGAAAAUCAAAGUGCCCGGCGUGGGUCUUGCGCCCGUCGCCCAGCAGUCCAAAGACGAGCUGGUUCGAGCCGCUGGCGUGGCGCGGACCUCCACCGCCUCCGUGGGGAGGUUCCAGGAGGGGCUUCCCAAGGAGAAAACACCCAAAUCCACCGGCAAGAAGCGCAAGUUCCAGCCACUCAUCGGCGACUUUUCCUCAGAAAAGACAAAGCAAUUGGAGCUCCUCAAGUUGAUGGACACCAAGAGGCCCAAACUGGACGUCACCAAAGCCGUUAACAAGCAGAUGAGGGAGGAAGACCGAGAGGCGGCCGCAGCCAAAAGCGCCAAGAGGGGUGGCAGGAAGGGACGGCGAGAUCAUGCGCCGGCUGGCGGCAAAGGAAAAGGCAAAGGCAAGAAGGGCGCUCGGGGAGGGAAACCCCAGCGAGGAAAAGCUCCAAUGGGAAAGAAGUCCAAACCUGGCAAGCGAUGA